UGUUAUAAGUUGGCCUGAAUGGUGCCGGCGAAGCCAGUGCCAGCACUAUGGCUGAUGCAGAGGACGACGAAGAUGUCGACUUUCCCGACACAGUGCAGGCAUACGCAGCCCUUGGCACGGAGUCGGGGGACUCCGAUUCUGAGUCGAAGACAGAACAGCGUCCGGAAGCUGUCAGAAACUUGAUGCUGAAAAUGUCAGUGCUGAAGAACAGGAUGGCGAGCCUGGACUUGGACAGCGAUGACUCGCAGGGGGAAGCUGCGGAGGGCUGCCUGGGCACCGCUGAAGACAGGGUGUACCUUGCUGGCAUGCUCAAGCGCUUCGCACGGGAUGACCUGGCGGAUGACGGGGAUGCGGUCGAGGCCGCCAUUCGGAUGCACAUCUCCACGGUGUCUAUGGUGAAGAAGUGGUUCUACUGCAUCCUCACCUGCGGUUGCUGGAUAUUUUUCCGCCCGCAUGAUGACACAGGCGUGCUCAUCCUGACGAAAAAGGGCCGGGUGAUCACGUAUGGCAAGCGACAGCAGGCCGAUCCAACAAGUGUGGGGGGCUUCCUCUUCAAGAUCCUGUUGAUUGCUUUGGUCAUUUGCUUCGGCGUGAUGGUCUUCAGCCUCACAAUAGCAGGCUCCGGCAUGGAGGGCCUUUUCUGGCUGGAUUCCAUCGACUUCCGGACAGUAGGUUUUGUCACGCUGACAGUGGCCCUUGUGCUUCUUUUGCUGUAUUUGUACUCGCAUCGCCCUCGUCCAGACUGUGGCACCUCCUACCGCCAACACUUCGCGGUCAACGAUUUAUGUGCCGGCGUUUAUGCCCGCGAGGAUUAUGGCGGCUGCUGCGGCCGCCGGAAAUCCGGGCGCCUGAAACUGGCAUUCACCAAGUUCUUUCCCGAUGAAGUCAGUUUGGCGCGGGAUCUGCCCCGGAGCGCUCCCAACUGCAAUGCGGUGGGCCCCUGCGCCGCGCUGCCAACCGCCAUGGCAGGAGACUCUGCUGCAGUCCUGCAAGAGCAAUCCAGGCAAGCCGAAGAGAAGAUCAAACAUGGAGGAGGAGCCACUGGCAUUGGGCACAAGACUGCCACAUUUCUGGCGGUGCUGGGCACCCUUGGCGCGCUCUACGAAUAUUUGGCCAUGCUGAACCAUUCAGUAAGCCUGACGCCAUCGUGCAUGUUCAAAGUCAAAGGCUGCUCGUGGAAGGUGGACAACACCGCGUUCCUGGGAAAAAUCGCCCGUGUCGAGGGCACGCUGCUGCCUUCCGAUCCUUUGGCCGCCAAUUGCGAUCCCAACAACAACUACUGCGAUCACUUCUGGCAGUCCUCGUCCUUUUGCAGCCCCGAGCUGGGGAGCUACGUGAAGGCCAUGGUGGCGCUGCCGUGCGAGGAGUUGCCCGUCCUCUUCGACAUUUUGAAGCCUGAGCAUGUCUUUGCCCACGGAGUCGCCUCGCAGGACGUGAAGUACGUCGUGCAGGACGGCGCCAUGGUGAUGGCCAUACCCACUCCCAGAAAUCCCAUGGGCGGUCGCUACCAUGUGAAGCCGGGCCUGGUGUUGAAGAGUAUCGGCGCCAGCGACUCCGAGACCAACGCCCUGCUGGCGCAGCGGGGGGCCGUGGACUUUGACCAGGUCAUGGCUGAAUGUGAAUCUGGCCCGACCGGUAUCAUAGAGGUGGUACUUGAGGAAGAGCCUGACGUGGAGCCGCUGUUUCAUGAAGACUGCCAGCAGCUGCAAGAGAGCUGUUUGGCAGAGACCUGGAGCCCGGAGACCAACGGCUGGUGGCCCCCGAAUCGCUGGAUCGACCUGAGAUAUGAGCGUGCGCUGUGCUUCUACUCCAGCCUGCCCGUUUGGUUCACCAACGGCGGCAAGAAGAUCUGGAGGGACAUUGGAGGGAAGGACAUCUACGGUAAGGGCCUGGCCUGCCACGGGGAGCCUUUGCACAACGCCGCCACGCCCACGCUGGCGGCAUGCCAGGAGCUCUGCGAGACCACCUACGGCUGCAACUACAUCUUCCACACCCAGCACCCCACCAUGGCGCUGAAUCAGACCUGCCUCCUCUACGCCGACUGUCCCAGCACACCGAUGGAGGCUCCUGACCAGAACUUUGUGCAGGUGCCAUGCGAGCAGAAGCUCCACGACUAUCCUCGCAGCGCGCUUCGCAACGUCUUCACCAGGUCGGUGCCAUAUGGUGACGACGACACACAUGAGUUUUGCUGGGAAUCAUGCCGGAAUGCAACAGGCGUCCAGGCGCAGUGCAAUGCCUUCGCGGUCUUCAAGGAGAAAACCUCACCAAAGGUGAGCUAUGCUUGUGCAAUCUAUGGGCCCAAUGAGCUCUUGAUGCUUCCACCGGUUUGGACCAGGCUUACGGCGAAAGUGGAUGACGUACUUGCAAUAGAAGGCAUCAACGACGGUCAAUGCCAUCUGCGGCGAAUGCAACAAAGAACCGACAGGAAGAUCAUGGAGACGCCGGGCACAUUGUGGCACUUCUCGGAUCAUUUCACAUGCGGAGGUUGCUUCUCCAGAGGCGUGUCUUCGUACUACCUGGAGUUUCCGAACCUCGUGACCUUGGUGACCCAAAUGGUAGGCGUCUUGGCCUUCGUGGAGGUGGUGCGCAGGUCUCGGGCCGCCACGCCGCCGGGCGUGGCCUUCAGCGGGAAGCCGGAGAUCAACAUGGCUAUCGUGCGUGAUCCCGCAAACCCCUCAGGAUUCGCUGAGCGCGAGGCAGCGUACAUGCAGUUUCUGCGGUGUUGCUGGGCCCUCUCUACAACGACCAGACAUGGUAAAGAUAUUUGGGAAGACGGGGACGAGGAACGGCGGGAGACCGUGCUGCUCCGCGACAACCUGGUGGUUGAGUCGGUGGACCGCCAGGAUUUUGACAGCUACGAUCUGGUGGAUAGCUCAAGGAGUCGCUGCUACGUUGACAAACGGCUGCUGGGCAUCAACCCCCAUGAGAAAGUCACUGCUGUGUGGAACGAGACUCAGAGACACAGCCUCUUCACCUUUCUGCUCAUAGUCAUCGGAUACGCGGCGAUGAUCUGUGCACUGGAGUUUCUGGUUCCGGAAGUGAUGACAAUCAUGGCCACGAGGAAGGUGCUCUACUUCAUUGUGCCUCUGCUGUUUUUGAUCCACGUCUAUUUCAAGUUGCGCGGAGAGUUGCAGUGCCUUUGUGUCUCGACAAACACAGGGAGGGUCAUCCAACUCUCCCGGAACCCGCCCACUGCCUUGGGGUUUUGUUUCCCACACUUCUACGGCGGCACGGACGUGCGGCUGGAUGCCUUCCGGGUGGGCAAGGCGGACUUUUUCCGAAGCUGCGGGCGGAGAAGUCAACACAAGGCCAUCUAUGUACAGCUGGACAUGCCUCUGAAGCCUGUAUGGGAAGACUGGAUGCGGACCUGGUGCCGGGCUCCGUGGCGCCGCGGCGUGGUCACCGUGCGAGGGGAUCACGGGCUGCUGCAAGUCCGGCGCACCAACGGGGAAGCGCUGGUGGCCUUCCGAGCGAUGACUCAGAUGAUAGAGGACAGGAAGUCACACAACCUCAAGGUGGCCUGCUUGGGCUGUGCAGAGAUCUUCGGCAUAUCCGCACGCAGGGACCUGCUCUUGCCGGGGGAGGAGCUUAUUUGGGAGUGGAAGUUGCGCGAAGCCGGGCACUUCACCGACCCCUUCAACUACACCUCCUUGAUCGCCAUCACGGACGGCAAGCUGCACAUCGCCCGGGCGCGCUGCCCCAAGCCCUUGAGCCUGCGGGGCUUGCUGCUGGGCCCGCGAACCUUCGGGUUCCGGUGCAUGCACUUCCAGGAGAUGAUGGGCCACCACGCGGGCUUAACCAUUACCAGCUUGGCGCAUCGCAGCCUCGAAUCCUACGCCACGACUCGUUCCCGUGCUCCGCCCUUCUGGCCGGGCUUCGGGCCUCCCAUCGAUGGCUUCGGCUUCGUCUUCAUGCCCAAGUUCUCUCAGAUGUACCUGGCAGCCUUGUCCGUGACACAGAAGCCGUAUGGACUUUCGCGACGGGCGAUCGUCGCAGAUGUGGUGCGAUUAGCGUCUCAUGAAGGCGGCUACCUGCGAGUGACCGAGUCCAAGCAGCAUACAAUUCCCAAAGGUGCACGAAUCGUGUCUGUCCUUGACACCGACGGUGACGACAUCGACUUUGAAGACGAGCGCUGGAGCGAGCCUGGCGGCUCCCUACUGGAGCCUGGUACUGGAGUCUUGCUCGAGGCUGUGGACCACCAGUGGAACACAACCUCCGACGAACCUUGGGUCUCACAGCUCCGGGGCAUCAUGGACAUCAUCCUGGGUAGAGACGACCAGUCAGGUGAGGCGCGGGCCAACAAAGACAUUUGGGAUGUCCUGGAGGAGCCGCCAGAAGCAGAGGCUCCUUCCUGCAUGGUGCAGCUAGGUGCGCAGAUCUUUGGCAUGGAGAUGAUGGGACUUCACCCGGCGCGCGAGUUCGAAAAAAUCAAAGCGGAUGACAGCGAGUCAAGCUCAGAGGAUGUCAAAGGCACAUCAGUUGGAGCGUAGGACUUUGAGCUGCCAAAGUUGCAGUUCUGUCAGAUGCUCUUGCUGGUUCGAUAGCCAGGGAAGGAGUUGA
Molecule: messenger RNA, 4560 nt
Organism: Effrenium voratum
Lineage: Eukaryota; Dinophyceae; Suessiales; Symbiodiniaceae
Source: the annotation of a GenBank genome assembly